AGAAAGUAGAAAGCUGCUAUGGCGAGUCCUACAGGCACCGCCGUGAGACCGCCCAGGCCAAAGAAAGAGCCGCCGACGCUCGUCAUCCCCAAGAAUGCGGCCGAGGAGCAGAAGCUCAAGCUGGAGCGGCUCAUGAAGAAUCCGGACAAAGCAGUUCCAAUUCCAGAGAAGAUGAACGAGUGGGCUCCUAGGCCUCCUCCAGAGUUUGUCCGCGAUGUCAUGGGUUCCAGUGCCGGGGCUGGCAGUGGAGAGUUCCACGUUUAUAGGCACCUACGGUGGAGAGAGUACCAGCGGCAGGACUACAUGGAUGCCAUGGCUGAGAAGCAAAAACUGGAUGCAGAGUUUCAGAAGAGACUGGAAAAGAAUAAGAUUGCCGCUGAGGAGCAGACCGCAAAGCGCCGGAAAAAGCACCAGAAGUUAAAAGAGAAGAAGUUAAUGGCAAAGAAGAUGAAGCGUGAGCAGAAGAACCAGAAGGAAGAACCCAAUCAGUGCCAAGAACAGCUUGCCAGCAGCUCUGAGGAAGCAUCUGGGACAGAGGAGGAGGGAGAGGAACCCAGCGUCAUCAUGGGGCGAUGAGGACGUGAGCCCAGCUCAUUCUCUGACCAGCCUCAGAAAGGAGAGAGGUUGUGGCCCAUCUGCCAGACUGGCUGUGUUGGGAGAAGGCAGGAGCCUCCUGCACUGCUGCUUGCCUAGGGAGCAGAGGAACCAUCCCCUAGACAUGUGAAGAUUGCCUGCUGCGUCCCGCCCUGCUCUUGCUGAAGGGGAGUGCCUCACCUUCCCCCUGGUGCCUGUUUCUUUCUGCUUAAACAGUGAUGAGCUCUGGGCUGGUUUCUGUGAAGGGAAUAUUUAUUUAGUAAAGAGCAGAACACCUGUAGGUUUUUUUGUCCACGUGUUCGAGAUGUUAAUUACCAGAGCCUCAGAGAAACUGAAGUGACGCAGAGACUGGACCUUGGGAUUUGGUGGGUCCUCUUUUGCAGGCUCCCUUCCACACCUACCCUUUGGGUGCCCAGCCCUGUCCCUAAUGGAACAGCAGACUUCAGCACUGAAGAACUGUGCCUGCCCAGCAGCUCCCAGAAUGUGUAUGAGCUGACCAGGGCUCUCAGUAGGAGGCUGGGCAGGAGAGAGGCUCCAGGAAGACAACAGGUGAUGAAAGAAAGCAGGGGGGUGACCAGAGACAUGGGAGACAGGACAGGUACUGGCCAAAGCCUUCCUCCCACCCCAAGUCAGGAGAUCUAAACCCAGAGGGACUGGAGAGGGGAGCUCUUCGGGAUGGAAACCCUCCUGUCAGUCCUCCCACUGAGUGUCCUUGAGUGGCUGUGUGUACAGGUCCAGAAUGCAACCAACACCGUGUCAGGGAGGGGGGAGGUGACCCAGGACCGCCUUGGUCCUCAGCCAUUAAUUAUCAGGCCAGUGGGGUGACGGGCAGUUUCUAGUAGAGCGUGGCUCUGUGUCUGGAGUGUCUCCAGUUCCCCAGUGUGCCUUCUGUGGAUGUUAGUAGCAUGUUGAGUGAAAGGGAAACUAAGAAUGUCUUCUACUUUUUUUUU
Molecule: messenger RNA, 1544 nt
Organism: Microtus ochrogaster (prairie vole)
Lineage: Eukaryota; Metazoa; Chordata; Mammalia; Rodentia; Cricetidae
Product: PRKR-interacting protein 1
Exons: 1
Coding region: 19-576 (185 amino acids)
Source: RefSeq, a predicted model, not a curated record